UUAAUACAAAACACGACUGUUUAUUUUGGAGCUAAGGUUCAGAGUUGAGAGGUCAUGAUACAAUCAUGGCAGGCUGUGAGCUGCGAGGGGAGCUGAAAUACAGAAACGGGGACACCAAACAGUUCAUUGUAAAAGCUGAAACCAACAUAAAGUCGAUUCUAAGUGGGGUACAACAGUUAAAAGACGAGGUGUCGGUGGUGCUCAGUGACUUGGUGAAUCAAGAAAAAAGCGAGAACCCACAUUCUCGGAAUGGCAAUGACGUUUCAGAAGAUGAAAAUGAGGGUGACAGUGAAGAGGAUGAAGAGGAAAUCAAACCCAAGACCAAAGCAUCUAGUCUGGAGCCACCUGCAAAACGAACCAAAAAUCUGCAGGUGUAAAACCGUGGCCACAUACAGGAGACUGCCUUAGGAGACUUGUUUCUUUUACUGCUGUAUUGAAUAUUUGCUGGACUCAGCACUGGAGACUGAUGCCCCCACUUUAUUCACUGUGCAUGCUGUUUCAAAGUGCAGUACACAGUCAGUUUGCUUUAAUUGUCCUUGAGGAGUGUCUCUGUUAGGUUGGAUAAAGAAGGCAGUUCAACUCCACCUUCAGCCCUAUGCCAGCAAAGGUGGGUAAUAAUAGCUGCUCCUGUUUUGGACACCUUUCUGUUUGGAAGUGAGACCUCCAGAACUCAUUUCAUGAAGACAUUUCCUGAAUAGAGAUAUAAAUUGUUACACGACUGACUAGCAAGUCAUCAACUUAAUUAAGAAGCAUUGCGGUGUAGACUGGACUCAAAAAUAGGAUAGUUAAGAGCUCAGAUUCUGUAAUGAGAAGCUUCUGUAGAUCAUUCCUGCAGUUAGUUAAUGACACUCCAAUUAAACUAGUCACCAUGGUAACUGUGCCAUAUUACCCUGUAAAUUUACAUUUGGCCUAACGUUGCACAGUGCUGAAACAUUUUUCAUGAAUAAUGUAGAACAUUUUAUCCAUGAAUCCAAAUCUACACAUAUUUGAUGUUCUUGUUUAUUUAAAAGAAACUAUUGAGUUGGACAACAUAUUGGAAACUACCUUAACAUGGUCAAUGUGAUCUUGCUCGGCCCACUAUGUAAAGUGCCUCUAGACUAAUAUUCUACUAAUAUUUGCACUUCUUUACGCAAACUCUGCUCCAGUAAUUUCCAACAAAUACAGUAGUUUCAGUGUCCUGAAAACAAAGUUGAAGAGAUAGCAGUUACUAGUAUUGAAUUACAUACAUUCAUUGUUUCAAGUUGAAAAUUUAAAGCAGUGUCAAUGUAGCAACUUUUCCAAACAGUGCAUUGUAUCUUUUUACUUUGAUUAAUACCAAUAUUCUAUACUUUACAUGUGUACUUGAUAUCAAAUAACUUUUCAAUAUUUGCCCCACAAUUUCUUGAACUUUGCUUGUUUACAUGGAAACUACAUGUUGUGAUCACCCAGUCCACACUCACAUUGAAUCUGGAAUGGCAAAUGUAACACCUCAUGUGAUGAACAUGUGUUUACUCAUUUUUGAAUAGGGUAAUAAAGUAGCUUAUCGAUGCCA
Molecule: messenger RNA, 1531 nt
Organism: Acipenser ruthenus (sterlet)
Lineage: Eukaryota; Metazoa; Chordata; Actinopteri; Acipenseriformes; Acipenseridae
Exons: 2
Coding region: 66-377 (103 amino acids)
Cellular component (GO): EKC/KEOPS complex
Source: RefSeq, a predicted model, not a curated record